Molecule: messenger RNA, 1425 nt
Organism: Cylindrotheca closterium
Lineage: Eukaryota; Bacillariophyta; Bacillariophyceae; Bacillariales; Bacillariaceae
Source: the annotation of a GenBank genome assembly
AUGGCAGAUGAUGGGAAAACAAAUAAUCUGUCGAUCAACGAUAGGGAAAUCGGAGAUGCUCCUGACUUUAGCGCGCUUGCAGAUGAAGAUGGCAAUGAGAUAAUAAAAGAUUUGACUUCAAGAGUGAACUCCAUCUCCGUUCAAGAGCGAGAGGCUGGUCUUCAUGACAUCCAUGGUAUUGGUGGCAUCGACGAUAAGAGCACCGGUGAAGAGCAAGUGCUGGUGAAUAAGAUGAGAUUGCUUCUUUCAGAAAGGCUUCACUGGAGAUCAUCAUCGGCCUUUCGAAUGGCUGAUGCCGAAUCUUCAGCGUAUACAACGGACAGUAGCUUCCUUCUGAUGUUCCUUCGUUGUGAGAACUACAAUAUUGACGCCGCUACCAACCGCCUUUUUGUGUUCUUCAAACAAAAGCUGCGGCUCUUUGGGCCAGAUAAGAUUGGUAAGAAAAUGAUCACUUUGGCCGAUCUGUCCCCAGAUGACAUGAAGUCGUAUUCUGCUGGUUUCUUCCAGCUCCUUCCCCAUCGGGAUCAUGUGGGGAGGGCGCAAUUCGUAAAUCUGCCUCAUUAUACUACCUGGGACCAAAGGGAGAACGUGCUGAGAAUGAUAUUUCAUCUGUGUAUGGCGGCCCUGAUGGACGAAGAGACCCAGAAAAAGGGAGCCAUCACCGUGGUACACUCGCUCUUCAGUGAAUCUUCAGAGCCGAGAAAUCCAAAGGGUUACGACCCAGUCCUCAUUUGGGAGAGUAUUCAUAUGCUGCAAAAAGCCAUUCCGCUGAGAUUUGUAGGGACCCACAUUUGUACCGAUCCUUCCUCAUUUAGUGGGAAGUUUUUCUCGUCCAUGGCACGCUUUGUGGGAGAUGCAGGUAUCGUCCGCAUUCGCUUUCACCAAGUAUCAUUCCACGAAGUCAACGAACGUCUCUCCACUUUCGGGAUCAACAGUAUCCUGCUUGCAGUGUCACAGUCUGGUGAAAAGAAGACGGAGAAACAUCGAGAACUGAUGAAAGUGAUCAAAAGUAUAGAGGUAGCUAAGUUGCUGACACCGGAGAAGUUGACUGUAUUGGUGCCGUCAGCAACGGAUGUCUUACUAGGGAGAGGCAAGCCUAUUCAAAACCACCCAGGGAAUAUUCGGCUUGGAUUGAUUGCGGAAUCGCAGUUGGAAGAAUAUGAUGAGAUUGCAAAUCGUCUUGACAAGACAAAGCUAGCGGAGAUGACGAUGGCCAAAAUGAAGGAUGCCGGUGUUCGAUUCCUUUCAAGAGACGACAAUGGGUUUUGGGAAUUGGCAGCCGAACGACUAGCGAGGGAACGAGUGAGCAGCACCUUCCGCACUGUUCGUGACCGACUGAAGGUCAGCAGGCGAAGCACAAAGGCACCCUCACCAGCGGAUAGUACUGUUGCCCGAAAACGAUCACUUGAAACGCUGGAAGAAUAG